AUGGUCGACUCAAGUGACCGAAGACAGCGUGUGUAUCACCGCCGUGGUGAAAGGUUCAGGGAUAGCUGUGUCGUGGAGGAGGAGCGCAGCAGACGAGCGUCGACUUUGAUAUGGGCAGGUAUAACUGCAAACGACAGGACAUAUCUUGUUUUCUUGGAUCAAGGUGUGGGACGUGGAGGAAGAAGACGCCGCUUAGGAUUGAAUGCUCAACGGUACAUUAAUACCGUCCUACAGCCUGUCCUGGUUCCAUUCGUUCAGCAGCAUCCUAGGACGUUAUUCAUGCAGGACAACGCAAGACCGCACGUAGCGAGAGUAUCCUUGAAUUUUCUGCAACAAAACGGGGUACAGCUUCUUGCUAACUGGUCAUCCAUGUCUGCAGACCUAAACCCAAUUGAACACCUUUGGGAUCACUUAAAGCAGCGGAUUCGGAAGAGACAAAACAUUCAUGACGUACAAGGACUUCGGGUUGCACUACAGGCCGAAUGGCGUCAGAUUUCACAGGCGACUAUCCGCACCCUAGUAAGGUCCAUGAGGCGACGAUGUACAUCUGAGGGAAAACAUGUUGGUUCUGUCUUCAGAAUAUGUUCUGGUUUGGUAAAACGAAGAGAUAUUCACCUGAGAGCGUGUAAUGAAUCACAUACUAGGGAGCAUGUUGGAAAUGUGUUUCUUCAAACACAGCAGGAAUGGGCAUGUAAAAUAUGUGCCUUGACUACUGAUAAUGCCGCAGAUAUGAAAAUUGCUGCACAAACUGCUCAGAUACCUAUCAAUAUUGGAUGUUUCGCUCAUACACAUAACCUACCGUAUGGAAGGGCUUUGGAUCUGAAAGAGGUUCACCAAGUACUGGCUAAUAUGAGAUCCAUUGCUUCUUUUAUAUAUAGAAGUACCACUGCAUCAUCUCUCCUAAGUAAAAACUCUCAGAGAAUAAAUUGA
This is a messenger RNA of Mercenaria mercenaria, 930 nucleotides long. RefSeq lists its product as uncharacterized. Bases 1 to 930 code for a protein of 309 amino acids. The transcript has 4 exons. Gene Ontology annotation, molecular function: nucleic acid binding. The record is from RefSeq and is a predicted model, not a curated record. NCBI's taxonomy places the organism in Eukaryota, Metazoa, Mollusca, Bivalvia, Venerida, Veneridae.